This is a messenger RNA of Dracunculus medinensis (Guinea worm), 3360 nucleotides long. The record is from the annotation of a GenBank genome assembly. Lineage: Eukaryota; Metazoa; Nematoda; Chromadorea; Rhabditida; Dracunculidae.
AUGGUUGGUAAUUUAUCAAACGAUAAUGAAGACGGAUUGAAUCGACUGGAAGGUUCAGUGAAAAUCGCAGGUGGCUUAGAAAUACGUAAGAAGAAAUCGAAUGAUGAUGCUAUUUUCAAGCAUCCAGGUGUUUCCCGUUUUGGUCUUGAUGUGCGAGUACGAAUGCACCGCGAAGAUUCUGCAAAAAAGCGAAGAAUUGAGCGAGAAUCACCUGGUGAGUGUUUUUAUGUCGUCGAAAAACACAAAGGUGAUCGGCGCGGUCUAAUCGCAGAUAGUAGAGAAAAUAGCAAAAAACAUAAGCCUGAUGGUAACUCGAAAGAAAAAGGUGAGUGUAGCAGAUCGAAAAACAGUCAACGAAGAAAAAAUGAACACCGAUCGCAUGUGUCAAAAAGUUUUUAUGAGGCGCAAACACCUCGUUUUAAGGUGCCAGAUACUCCAUCACAUUCAGCAUGGGAUGAUGACGAUUCUGAGCUAAAAUUCCGCAGCUCUGAUUUCUCUUGGGAAAUUAACACACCGUAUUUAAGUAGAAGCAAUGAUGGUACUGAGCGAAGUAUUUCAAGUGUAUGGAGAAUGGAAAGAAAUCGAGAAAAGAGGCACAAUGAUCAAAAAAGGUAUCGCAGUGACACUGUUAGGUCGAUAAAAGAAGAAGGAGAUUUAAUUCCAGAAUUUCGGAAUGAUUACGAGAGAGCUGAAUGGGAAAAGGAGCAACAGAAAUUAGAAAGGGAGUGGUAUGAUAAUGAUCAGGCCUACGAUGAAGAGAACAAUCCUUUUGUGCAGAUUUCACAAGAAUAUAUCGAGAAAAAGGAAAAACAGUGGAGCCAAAAGCAUGAAAAGCCUCGACUCACCGUGCGACAACAACAAAUAAAGAAAGAUAAUGAAAUGUGGGAAAAUAAUCGACUUGCUAGAUCAGUCGUUAAAAUCGAAUUUUUUUUGGUCGACAAUCGGCACUUUUUAGGUGUGGUAACGUUUGAUGAUCAAAAUGAAUUUCUUGAUGAUGAUAAAGACGAAAACCGCGUUACCCUGUUGGUGCAGAAUGUUGUGCCUCCUUUCCUUGACGGCAGAUUUAUAUUCACUAAGCAAAGUAAGCCAGUGAUACCAGUCAAAGAUGCCACAUCUGAUUUAGCUGUUGUUGCCAGCAAAGGUAGCAAAGUGGUACGAUUGUGGCGCGAAACGGAAGAAAGAAAAAAAGCCCAAGAAAAACAUUGGGAAUUAGCUGGCUCUAAUCUUGGUAAUAUAAUGGGUAUAAAGCCAAAAACUGAAGAUGUUGUUUCUGACGAUACUAGUUACAAGGAUUCACAGAAAUUCGCUACUCAUUUAAGUUCAUCAGAAGCUGUCUCAGAUUUUGCCUUAGAAAAAACAAUGAAAGAACAACGUGAAUAUUUACCUGUAUUUGCCGUUCGUCAAAAACUUUUGAAUGUUAUUCGUGAUAAUAGCGUUGUCGUUCCUCGACGAGUGGCCGCAAUGUCAGUUGCAAAAAGAGUAUCUGAAGAAAUGGGUGUCGAAUUGGGGCAGGAAUGUGGCUAUGCGAUAAGAUUUGAAGAUUGCACAUCUGAAAAUACUCGCAUCAAAUAUAUGACUGAUGGUAUCCUUCUAAGAGAAUGUCUAGGUGAUUCCGAUCUUGAUCAAUAUUCCGCCGUCAUAAUGGAUGAAGCGCAUGAAAGAUCGCUGAAUACAGAUGUGCUUUUUGGGCUCCUUCGUGAAGUUAUUGCUCGCCGUGCUGAUCUAAAGCUAAUUGUAACAUCAGCAACUAUGGAUGCUGAAAAAUUUGCUAAUUUUUUUGGUGGGCAUACACCUUGUUUCACCAUUCCCGGUCGUACUUUUCCAGUAGAUAUUUUUCAUUCACGAACAGGUUUGGAAGAUUAUGUAGAUGCCGCAGUGAAGCAAGCAGUGAAAGUUCACCUUGGUGGAAUAGAAGGUGAUAUUUUGAUAUUUAUGCCUGGUCAAGAAGAUAUCGAAGUGACAUGUAUAAUGAUAAAGAAUCAGCUAGAAGAAUUAGAUGAAGCACCUCCACUUGCAGUGCUUCCAAUUUAUUCUCAAUUGCCGAGUGAUCUUCAAGCUAAAAUAUUUCAGAAAGCUCCUGGAGGUAUUCGAAAAUGUAUUGUAGCUACAAAUAUCGCAGAAACUUCACUUACUGUCGAUGGCAUUCUUUUCGUAAUAGAUCCGGGAUAUUGUAAAUUGAAAGUCUUUAAUCCUCGAAUCGGCAUGGAUGCACUUCAAGUUUUUCCAGUAUCGCAAGCAUCUGCCAACCAGCGGGCUGGUCGCGCUGGUCGAACAGGUCCUGGACAGUGUUAUAGGUUGUAUACAGAACGACAAUUCAAGGAUGAAAUGUUGGUGGCAACUGUCCCUGAAAUACAAAGGACUAACUUGGCAAAUGUUAUUUUGUUGCUUAAAUCAUUAGGUGUUGAGGAUCUUUUAAAAUUCCAUUUCAUGGAUGCACCUCCACAAGACAAUAUGCUCAAUAGCAUGUAUCAAUUAUGGACUCUUGGAGCUUUGGAUAAUACUGGCCGUUUGACAAAAUUAGGUCGAAAAAUGGUGGAAUUUCCAUUAGAUCCAACGCUGUCGAAAAUGUUGAUCGUGUCGGAAAGUAUGGAAUGCAGUGACGAAGUGCUAACGAUUGUUUCCAUGCUGUCUGUCCCAGCUAUAUUUUUCAGGCCUAAAGGUCGUGAAGAUGAUGCUGAUGCUAAAAAAGAGAAAUUUCAAGUUCCAGAAAGUGAUCAUUUAUCGUUUCUUAAUGUUUAUUUACAAUGGCGAUUGCAUAAAUAUUCCACAAAAUGGUGUAACGACAAUUUUAUUCAUGUAAAAGCCAUGCGAAAAGUUCGUGAAGUUCGCGCACAAUUAAAAGAUAUCAUGGAAGAACAAAAAGUCAAAUUAAUUUCAUGCGGUACGGAAUGGGAUAUUAUUCGCAAAUGCAUUUGUUCAGCAUAUUUUCACAAUGCUGCUCGUCUAAAAGGAAUUGGUGAAUAUGUGAAUGUGCGAACGGGUAUUCCAUGUUUUUUGCAUCCAACUUCUGCUCUUUUUGGAAUGGGAUUUACACCUGAUUAUGUAGUUUAUCAUGAACUGGUGAUGACAGCUAAGGAAUAUAUGCAAUGUGUAACGGCUGUUGAUGCAGUUUGGCUUGCCGAACUCGGGCCUAUGUUUUAUUCGAUCAAAGAAACUGCAACCAGUCGAAUGGAUAAAAGGUUACAAACAAUACGAGAAGUACGAAAUAUGGAGGAAGAGAUGAAACAGGCAAGCAGCGAAAUAUUGGAACGCCAAAAAAUAGCCGAUCAAAAAAAAACAUCUCAAAGGAAUAUCGUCGAGCCUGGCAAAACAAAAUUACCACCUUCAGUUCGUUCGACAAGAUUUGGUAAUUCCUUUUGA